CCAUCAUCGAUCUCUGCCGCCGCCCUCUCCACCAACCAAAGCAGUUCGUUCGUCCAGCGCCAUGGCCGCCCGCAAGCGACCUGCUGCCGUCCUCGACGCCGGCCAUGGGCACGGCCACGCGGCGGCUCAACAUCAACAAUCGCCGACGUGCUGCAAGAGGAGCCGCGCCUCCAUCGGGACCACCGACGACUACGAGAAGGUGGCCUGCCUAGGCGAGGGCGGCUUCGGCGUCGUCCACAGGAUGCGCCACCGCGUCACCAAAAAGGACGUGGCCGUCAAGUUCCUCUCCUCGCCGGACGACACCGAGGAGCCCCCGGACGUCCAAGAUCUUGAGCGGGAGGCACGAUUCCUCGAGGCCUGCGACGGAAACCCUUACGUUGUCGGCUUCGAGGGCAUGGUGUGCGACCCGGCCACCGGCGACACCGCCGGCCUCGUCAUGGAGUACGUCGCGGCGUCGAGCCUCCAGUCUUUAUUGUGGGAGAGGCGCGACGGCCCGCCGCUCCCGGAAUCCACGGUGCGCGGCUUCAUGUGGAAGCUCCUGACCGGUGCACAAAAGAUGCACGAGCACGACCGCCACAUCGUCCACCGUGACAUCAAGCCAGCCAAUAUCCUCGUCGGGAGAAACGGGGAGCUCCUCAAGAUUUGCGACCUCGGGCUGGCCAUGUCCAUGUCCGACUGGCCGCCGUACAACCAGGUCGGCACGGCGCCCUACAUGGCGCCGGAGAUGAUCCUGGGCAAGCAGGACUACGACGCGCAAGUGGACACGUGGUCCAUCGGCUGCGUCUUUGCCGAACUGCUCACCGGCACGACGCUGUUCAUGGUCGACCCGGAAGACGAGGAGGAAGACGAGACAAAGAAUGACGUAAAGCAGCUAGGGAGCAUCUUCCGAGUGCUCGGGGUGCCGGACGAGAGGACGUGGCCAGGCUUCACGUCGCUGCCACUGGCUAAGAAGGCGCCGCAGCUGCUACAGGCGGGGCACAACAAGCACAGCCGGCUGCGGGAUUUGUUCCCUCAAGAGAAGCUUUCAGUGGAAGGAUUCCAGGUGUUGCAAAGGCUCCUCAGGUGCAACCCCGACGAGCGACUGACGGCAGCCGCCGCGCUGAAGCACCCAUGGUUCGCUGCUCCUCGCUCCGCCGCCCCCGCCGUUGAGAAGGUCGAUGCUCUGUCGUUUCAGAAAAAGAAGACACCAAGGAUCAAGUUCAUCCCGCCGGUGAUGCCCCAGAAGAAUCUACUCAAAAUCCCACUCGCCGUGUGGAAGAGCCAUCUAUGUAAAUGCUAGCAUAAACUCUCUUGAUGUAAUUGUGCUUGGAUGAGCCAUCAACAAUCAUGAGCCAUUAGUGCUGAUCCAUCAAGUAGAAGUUGAUCCUUAGCAGUUAGCACCUUGAUCGCCGGAUCGCCCAUUUGUGUUGGCCUGGUUCCCUGAAUUCUAUGUGUCAUUGUGCACGUGUUCAGAGAAUCAGAGACGUGUAACUGUAAGGUUGUGUUCAGAGAUU
Triticum aestivum (bread wheat) is the source of this 1493-nucleotide messenger RNA. RefSeq names its product putative cyclin-dependent kinase F-2. Gene Ontology annotation, cellular component: nucleus. The transcript has a single exon. NCBI's taxonomy places the organism in Eukaryota, Viridiplantae, Streptophyta, Magnoliopsida, Poales, Poaceae. The coding region runs from base 62 to 1279 and encodes 405 amino acids. Gene Ontology annotation, biological process: protein phosphorylation; regulation of mitotic cell cycle. Gene Ontology annotation, molecular function: ATP binding; protein serine/threonine kinase activity. The record is from RefSeq and is a predicted model, not a curated record.